Molecule: messenger RNA, 1272 nt
Organism: Hyposmocoma kahamanoa
Lineage: Eukaryota; Metazoa; Arthropoda; Insecta; Lepidoptera; Cosmopterigidae
Exons: 3
Coding region: 97-1098 (333 amino acids)
Source: RefSeq, a predicted model, not a curated record
ACAGGCGGCUUUCAGGAACUGAGCAUUAGUGAAGAACGUGUUGUAGCUGCAGUUCAAACAGCCUAUAAAGAAUACGUAGAAUUUCUACAAGGAAUCAUGAAAGAGCUCCGCCUUCGCCUUGGUGAUAUAAACAAAGCUGAACAAGAAAUUAUUGAGAAUGAAGGAAUACUAUUUAAAAUCCAUUUUGAAAUUGUUUAUGUACCGGCUGGAGAUAUAAUGGAUUGUGAUACAUUAGUACUAGAUAAUCUUAAAAGAAUAUUCGACGUGAAAAAUGUUUCAUGUGAUUGCUGUCGGGAGAAUAAAGUUACAAAUGAGGAUAAUACAAACGGCGUUCACAUAGUUAGUACAAGCGAUCAACGAGUUAUAACUGCAGUUCAAUUUGCCUAUAAUGCAUACACCAAAUUUCUAGAAGGAAUUCGGGAAGACAUUUACCUUGGUGAAAUAAACAAAGCUGAAUACGAGAACGUUGAGAAUAAAGGAACUCUCUUUAAAAUUAAAUUUGAAAUUAUUUACAUACCCGCUGAAGAUAUAAUGGACUGUAAUGCAAUAGUACUGGAAGAUCUUGUGCAAGGAUUUGAUGUAAAAAAUGUUUCAUGUGAUUGCUGCCGGAACGAAGAUGACAUAAAAGUUACAAAUACAAGUAAUGCAAUCGGCUUUAACGACAUGGACUUUACAAACGAAAGUGAUAAAAACAACACUAGCAACGUGACUAUAACUAAAGAGGAUGGUAUAGAGAAAACUAAAGAUGACAUUCACAAUGUGGAUAAUGACGACAUAAGUGUAGUAAUGAGUAAUAAAGGCUGCUUUCACAAACUGCGUAAUGUCGAAGAACGUGUUGUUACUGCAACUCAAUUUGCCUUCGACGAAUUUAUAGACUAUAUAGAAGCAAAUGAGGAAGAUUUUAACCUUGGUGAAAUAAACAAAGCCGAAAGCGAGUUCAUUGAGAGUAAAGGAACUUAUUUCAAAAUUACUUUUGAAAUUGAUUAUAUUCCUAAUCAAGAUAUCAUGGAAUGUGAUACAACAGUACUGCAAAAUCUUGAAAAAGCUUACGAAGUACAAAAUGUUACAUGUGAUUGUUGCUUGGAUCAGUAUGCCUAAGAAACUUCAAAGAGUAACGUACCAGAUAGCACAUAAUUGCUAUUUAUUCUCUGCAACGAAAUCUUUUAACCAAAAUCCGUUUUGCAAGUUGAUUUUAGUUAAUUAGAAUAUAAUAUUUCUUAUAUUUUUUGUAUUUAUGUAGUUAAUAUUUCUUUCAAAAUUAAUUUGCAUGCA